Messenger RNA from Dermacentor silvarum, 1848 nucleotides. RefSeq lists its product as uncharacterized. Gene Ontology annotation, molecular function: CoA-ligase activity. The record is from RefSeq and is a predicted model, not a curated record. NCBI's taxonomy places the organism in Eukaryota, Metazoa, Arthropoda, Arachnida, Ixodida, Ixodidae. The transcript has 9 exons. Bases 250 to 1848 code for a protein of 532 amino acids.
UGAGCGGGGUUACGACCCCUUAAUCUGUGUUUCUAGUUCUUCGAGCUCUUCAGAAGGCAACAACGACCUACAUUCAACCGACCCUUUCCAUCCACCACUAGGGCCUGGACCUUUGUGUUUUUCUUCGUCUACCGGCAGACGUGUCCGGCUGUAUGCGGCCGUGAUCGCAAAGCUCUGUGCAACAGAUUGUGCCUGGACAAUCUACCGCUUUUCCAACGCAGGGUGAUCUCAACGUGUAUAACUGGAAAGAUGAAGGCUCGCAUUGAAGAUAACGUCAUCUACUCGCCCUAUCCAAACAUCGAAAUUCCGGUAUGUUCCUUCUACACCCUUGCAAGACAGAGGCUGCUUGUGGAUCCCGACAAGAUUGCUCUGGUUAGUGAUGGCGUGAGCCUCACACGGGCUCAGGUGUUGGCUGGCAUGGAACGCUACGCCGUGGGUUUCCGGCAGCAUGGCGUGCUUCCAGGACACCGGGUCUGCAUUCACAUGGACAACGGAGUGGGAAAUCUAUUAGCCAUGUAUGGCUGCGUCCUGGCUGGAGCAACGAUUGUGUUAGCCAAGACGUCCCUCACCGAACGAGAACUCCGCUACCAAGCAGGAGACGGCGAUUGCACACAUAUCAUCACUGAUGAACAGUAUACAGAGAAGGUCAAGGCAGCAGUUGCAAAUAUGAAUAUGAAAGCCCUCUUCUGCAUGGGACGUGUGUCCGGCUUCGUGUCGGCGUCCCAGUUUUCGCAGCUGGACGAGAAACAGUUCCGCGAGUGCCCCAUUGCCGACCCUCGGAGCACUGUGCUUGUUGUGUGCUACACGUCGGGAACCACGGGGAUGCCGAAGGCCGCGGAAAUUACGCACUACAACUACGUCGCCUGCUUCUACACGACGAGGUUACACGUGCCAUGGGGGGAAGGCGACAUCUUUUUUGGCUCACUGCCAAUCAUGCACCAGUCCGGUAUGGUGUUUCCUAUGAUAGCUGUGCUGGAUGGUAGUUGUUGCGCUCUUGUGUCAGCGAAGCUUACUCCUACGGAAAUCCUGGACACUGUGGAUAAGUACAAGUCGACGGCUGCAAUGUUCGCCCCAUCUCUGCUCCAAGCUAUCGUGCGUCAGAUGCAGCGCACUGGAAGGAGGAUGCCCAGCAUGCGAUCAAUCGUCGUGGGCGGCAGUGUCCUCUCGGCUUCCACAGCCGACGCCACGCGUGAAUCAUUCAGUGGUCUCAAGCUCCUGCUCAACAUGUACGGAAUGACGGAAUCGUGCGGCCUUGUCGCAGGUCAACCGAAGACGUCUAGUGGUCAAAGCAAUGCUGAUGUAGGCGUUCCUGCAACCGGUGUUCGGAUAAAGAUUGUUGACGUAUACACGCGUCGUAAACUUGGUCCCUACAAGACCGGAGAGAUCUGCUACCAAUCAUUGUCUAUGGUGAGGGGCUAUUACAAGCGACCGAAGGAAAGCGCCGAGCUUUUCGACGACGAAGGCUGGUGUAGGUCAGGUGACGCAGGCUACUAUGAUGAAGAUGGCCGGCUGUACAUCGUCGAGCGACUGAAACAGAUGAUCAAGUGCAUGGAUAAUCAGGUCGUCCCCGCAGAGCUGGAAGAACUGCUACUCCGCGAGCACGCACUCGAGAUCGCUGAGGUUUCCGUGGUGGGCCUUCCGCACUCGGACUACGGCGAGGCGCCGGCGGCCGCAGUCGUCCUUACGGAAGAAGCCAGUAGGCAUGACCUGCCAACACUCGCCGAGAGAAUAAAGGCCACAGUUGCCAGUGAGUUGUGUGUGCAGAAACAGGAUGCUUGCGUUAUAAAGGCUAAAUAUUCAAUGCUGCCCCCACUGUUUGUUCAACCCGCGAUCUUUGGUGUUGGUUAA